Messenger RNA from Pelecanus crispus (Dalmatian pelican), 393 nucleotides. NCBI's taxonomy places the organism in Eukaryota, Metazoa, Chordata, Aves, Pelecaniformes, Pelecanidae. The record is from RefSeq and is a predicted model, not a curated record.
AUGACCCAUUUACAAGCUGGACUUAGUCCAGAGACUAUAGAGAAAGCUCGCCUGGAACUGAAUGAAAACCCAGACAUUUUGCAUCAGGAUAUCCAGCAAGUCAGGGACAUGAUCAUCACGAGGCCUGACAUUGGGUUUUUACGUACAGAUGAUGCCUUCAUCUUGAGAUUUCUCCGAGCCAGAAAGUUUCACCAAACUGAGGCCUUCAGACUGUUGGCUCAGUACUUCCAGUACCGCCAGUUAAACCUGGAUAUGUUCAAAAACUUCAAGGCUGAUGAUCCAGGAAUCAAACGGGCUCUGACAGAUGGGUUCCCAGGAGUACUGGAAAAUCGCGACCACUGUGGCAGGAAGAUUCUUCUGCUUUUUGCAGCCAACUGGGAUCAGAGUAGGUAA